AUGAAGUAUCAGGUUGUGUUGCUAGAACAAGAUGAUGUUACUUUGAAAACUACUAACAUUGUUAAUCCUGCUGUCUUUUUGAAUGCUCAACAAGCAGAAGGUCCGAUUGAGCAUGACUGUCUGACUACUAUUGAGUAUGUCUAUUCCAGCAGGUCGGAUUUAAAAGAUAUUCCACUAACAGAACCAGAUUGGGAACUGUUUACAGACGGCGGCAGCUUUGUGGAAAGUGGAACCCGAUAUGCGGGAUAUGCAAUUACUACAGAAACCCAGGUCAUAGAAGCUGAAGCUCUGCCCAGUAAUACAUCAGCCCAGAAGGCAGAAACCAUAGCCCUAACAAGACCUCUGGUAAUAAGUCAAGGGAAACGAGUGAAUAUAUGGACAGACUCUAAAUAUGCUUUUGGAGUGGUACAUGCGCAUGGAAUCUUGUGGAAAGAAAGAGGACUUUUGUCAGCACAAGCAUCGCCUAUUAAGCAUAAAGAAGAAAUAGCAGCUCUAUUGAAAGCUGUCCAGCAGCCAAAGGCUGUAGCAAUCACGCACUGGAAAGCACAUCAAACGGGAACUACGAAGGAAAUGGUAGGCAAUAGACUAGCAGACAGAACAGCAAAGGCAGCGGCAAAGGCAGUGGCCAAAAGAAGGUGAUGCUCGGAGAUGUUGGCACUGCUUCUCAGUUGUAUUUACUGCGGCAAAGAGCGAAGUCCACGUAGCUGUGGAUGCAGUUUACAGGUGAUUGCACUUAGUAAGAGAAGCAAGGAGGCUGAGACGGCUUUCCUGAGCGUUUACAAGCAAUUAAUCGAAGCUCCAGACCCCGCUCCUGUGCUGGAGGCUGCCCGGAGCCUGGAGGACCAGCUGCAGCAGCUCCAGUGCCUCGAGCCUGAACCGCCCCCGCUGAAGGACAUCAGCCGCCCCUGGAAGAAGCACCCAGAGCUCGUCAGCACCAAAGAGCGCAGAGAGGGGACGUCACCGGCAGCCGGGCUCGCGGCAGCGGCUGAGCCCCCGCUCUCCGGCAUCGACGGCAAAGCACUGUGCGCAGAAACCUUGCUGCAGAGAAAUGAGGCAGAAAAGCAAAAGGGGCUGCAGGAAGCACAGGUCACUUUGGCCGCUCGGCUCGGGGAGGCAGAGGAGAAGAUCAAAGUGCUCCACGCAGCGCUGAAGGCCACCCAGACGGAGCUGCUGGAGCUGCGGUGUAAAUACGAUGAGGAAGCCGCUUCCAAGGCAGACGAAGUAGCCAUGAUCAUGACGAACCUCGAAAAAGCCAACCAGCGAGCGGAGGCGGCGCAGAGGGAGGUGGAGAGCUUGCGGGAGCAGCUGGCGGCUGUGAAUAGCUCCCUCCGCCUGGCCUGCUGCUCCCCGCCGGGCGCUGCCGGGGACAAAGUGAACUAUUCCAUGUGCUCAGGGUCGAGGCUGGAGGCGGCUCUGGCUGCCAAGGACCGGGAGAUCCUGCGGCUCCUGAAGGACGUCCAGCACCUCCAGAGCUCGCUGCAGGAGCUGGAGGAGUCCUCUGCCAACCAGAUCGCCGAGCUGGAGGGGCAGCUGGCCGCCAAGAACGAAGCCAUCGAGAAGCUGGAGGAGAAGCUGCAGGCGCAGGCAGACUACGAGGAGAUCAAAACGGAGCUGAGCAUCCUGAAGGCGAUGAAGGUGGCCUCCGCCAGCUGCAGCCUUCCCCAGGCAAGUGUCGCGGCGCAUGCCAACACGCUCGCCGGGCUGUGGUGCACGUGCCAGCCCUGCCGCCGGUGGCUCCGCCGCCCUUUCCCAUCUCGGCUUGGCUCCUUGCAGAGUGUAUCGAAGGCAGAGGAGGCCCUGCUGCUGGGGAAGGAGGCUUUCUACCCCUCCCAGAAGUACCUGCUGGAGAAGCCCAGCCUCCUGGCCAGCACUGAGGAGGAUCACUCCGAAGACGAGUCGGGGAAGGAUUCGCUGGGCAUGGAGCAGCCGUACCCGUCCCCCCAGCACGCCCCGGCAGACGAACCCACCUCCCCCACUCCCCUCCCGCCUCUGCCCGGCCCCGGCCUGGCCCCCGACGGCCCCCGGACUUUCUCGCUGUCCCCCUUCCCGGGGGGCGAGCGGCUUUCGGGGGACCCCAAGGCCCCCCACCUCCUACCACCCGCCUACAAGAACGAGAGUGCCGGUGGGGGGCCGCCCUUCCCCUCUGCCUUCUUCGGGGCCAAAAGCGGUGCCGUGCCCCCCGGCACCGCGCCGGCUGCCAGCACUGCCAGCCCGCCCGGGGAGCCGACCGAGGGCAGCGCCGGCAGCUCUGCCGACGAGGAGCAACUGGACACGGCCGAAAUCGCCUUCCAGGUGAAGGAGCAGCUGCUGAAGCACAACAUCGGGCAGCGGGUCUUCGGGCAUUACGUGCUGGGGCUGUCGCAGGGCUCUGUCAGCGAGAUCCUGGCCCGGCCCAAGCCCUGGCGCAAGCUGACGGUGAAGGGCAAGGAGCCGUUCAUCAAGAUGAAGCAGUUCCUCUCCGACGAGCAGAACGUGCUGGCCCUGAGGACUAUCCAGGUGCGCCAGAGAGGUAGCAUCACGCCGCGGAUCAGGACACCGGAGACUGGCUCUGACGACGCCAUCAAAAGCAUCCUGGAGCAGGCGAAGAAGGAGAUCGAGUCGCAGAAGGGAGGGGAACCCAAAACGCCGUCAGCGUCGCAGGCGGUGGCCAAUGGGGCGGGCGGCAGCAGCUCGGAGGAUGCCAUCAAGAGCAUCCUGGAGCAGGCGCGGCGGGAGAUGCAGGCGCAGCAGCAAGCGCUGCUGGAGAUGGAGUCGGGGGCCAGCGGGCGCCCCGGGGACACACCGCCCGCCGAGCGCUCCACGCUGGCCGCCGUCAGCCAGAACAUCGUCCCGACCUACGUCAAGCAGGAGGAGGGGAGCGGGGCCAGCCCUGGCCCCCCACAGACGCCCCUGGCUGUCCUCUCGCCCGCCGCCUUUGUCCAGAGCAUCAUCCGGAAGGUGAAGUCGGAGAUCGGCGACGCCGGCUCCUACUUUGACCAGCACUGGGCAUCAGAGCGCAGCCUGCUCAGCCGACCCUACACCUCCGUCUCGCCUUCGCUCUCCUCCUCCUCCUCGAGCUACUCCAGCAUGGCCAACGGCCGGGGCUGGCCACGGGGCGAGCCCAGCGAGGGUGGUGCUAACGAGGACGAGUUGCCGCCGGCAGAUGACGAGCCCCACCGGCUGACGGAGAUGAAGACGGAGGGAGCCGGCGCGGAGCCGGCAGCUGGCGGUCGUCUCUCCUACUACCCUGCCUACGUGCCGCGGACCCUGAAGCCCACCGUGCCGCCGCUGACGCCGGAGCAGUACGAGAUGUACAUGUACAGGGAGGUGGACACGCUGGAGCUGACCCGGCAGGUCAAGGAGAAGUUGGCCAAGAACGGCAUCUGCCAGAGGAUCUUCGGAGAGAAGGUGCUGGGGCUGUCCCAGGGCAGCGUGAGCGACAUGCUGUCGCGGCCCAAGCCGUGGAGCAAGCUGACACAGAAGGGACGGGAGCCCUUCAUCCGUAUGCAGCUCUGGCUGACCGACCAGCUGGGCCAAGGCAUCAGCCAGCAGCCGACACCCUCCCAGGCCAGCCCGGCGGAGCCCCAGCCGUCCCCCUCGCCGCCCCCCAGCCCCGCCGAGCACGAGAAGGGCUGCCAGGAGCCCCUCACCCUGGCCUUGGAGAGCAGCAAAGAAAACCAGCAGCCCGAGAGCCGGUCGACGCCUGCGCUAGGUGGGAAGACGUACCCCAACAGCCAGGGACCCAUGGGCAUCCAGGAGAUCGUCGCCAUGUCCCCCGAGCUGGACACCUACUCCAUCACCAAGAAGGUCAAGGAGGUCUUGACGGACAACAAUUUAGGCCAGCGGCUGUUCGGGGAGAGCAUCCUGGGCCUGACGCAGGGCUCGGUGUCCGAUCUCCUCUCCAGGCCCAAGCCGUGGCACAAGCUGAGCCUGAAGGGGAGGGAGCCCUUCGUCCGCAUGCAGCUCUGGCUCAACGACCCCCACAACGUGGAGAAGCUGCGCGACAUGAAGAAGCUGGAGAAGAAAGCCUACCUGAAACGUCGGUACGGGCUGAUGAGCGCCGGCUCGGACAGUGAGUCCCCCAGCGCCCGCUCCGAGUGCGCCAGCCCCAGCCUGCAGCCGCAGGACCUCAGCCUCCUCCAGAUCAAGAAGCCGCGCGUGGUGCUGGCCCCAGAGGAGAAGGAAGCCCUGAAGAAAGCCUACCAGCUGGAGCCCUACCCCUCCCAGCAGACCAUCGAGCUGCUCUCCUUCCAGCUCAACCUCAAGACCAACACCGUCAUCAACUGGUUCCACAACUACAGGUCACGGAUGCGCCGGGAGAUGCUGGUGGAGGGUGCGCAGGACAAUGACACGGACCCGGAGCAGAGCGGCGGGGCGGCCAUCCCUGGGCGCCGGGCCCCCCACAGCCCCGAUUCGGAUGCCGAGGACCGUAAACCCGUGUUCGGGGGGGGCGAGCACCCCUGCGCCGCCGCACCCGUGAAGGUGAAGGAGGAGCAGGGGGAGGCGGGCGGCUGGGGCCGCCGGCAGGACUCGCGCAGCCCGGCCGGGGCGGCCGAGGGGACCGGACCUCCCCAGGAGGAGCGGGGGGCAGCCCCCCACGCCGCCGCCCCUAGCACCGGCAGCCUCCCGCGGCGGGGGGGCCGUGCCGGUGCCACCGCCGGGGGACCCCCGCCGCCACCGCCGCCGCACCCCGACAGCUCCCAGUCCUCCGCGGGGUCAUCCCGUUGCAGCUUGGAGGUCUCCCCGACAUCGCCCUCGGCGGCAUCCUCGCCCGGCCUCGCCGGCUCGGCCUCACCGGGGCCAUCCUCUGCCGGGCCGGUCUCACCGGCGCUGCCGCCGGCUCCCGGCCCCCGGCUCAGCACCAGCGUCCAGCGGCGUCACGAGAAGAUGGCCAACCUCAACAACAUCAUCCACCGCCUGGAGCGGGCCGCCAACCGCGAGGAGGCCCUCGAGUGGGAGUUCUGA
Gymnogyps californianus (California condor) is the source of this 4944-nucleotide messenger RNA. It is a transcript of the gene CUX2, whose product is annotated as cut like homeobox 2. The transcript is spliced from 20 exons. Lineage: Eukaryota; Metazoa; Chordata; Aves; Accipitriformes; Cathartidae. Gene Ontology annotation, molecular function: RNA-DNA hybrid ribonuclease activity; DNA binding; DNA-binding transcription factor activity, RNA polymerase II-specific. The record is from RefSeq and is a predicted model, not a curated record. Gene Ontology annotation, biological process: regulation of DNA-templated transcription.